AUGAAGGGCGACUUCAUGACGGUGCGCUUCGACCGGCACAACCCGGCGUCGGAGAAGCGCAGGGCCGAGGACGUGCGCGGGUCGCUCGCCGGGCUCGACUACUCGCCGCUGCCGCGCGUGACGGGGCGGUCGCUGGCCAUGGGCGUGCUGGUGUCGAUGGGCGGCAUGAUCUUCGGCUACGACACGGGCCAGAUCUCGGGUUUCCUCGCCAUGCCCGACUUCCUCGACCGCUUCGGCCAGACCGACGCCAAUGGCGACAAGUACUUUUCCGAGGUGCGCUCCGGGCUCAUCGUCUCGCUGCUGUCCAUCGGCACGCUCUUCGGCGCGCUGUCCGGCGCGCCCAUCGCCGACAAGAUCGGCCGCCGCGCCAGCAUCUCUCUCUGGAGCGCCGUCACGUCCGUGGGCUUCGUCAUCCAGAUCGCCGCCUCCUCCGCCUGGUACCAGAUCAUGAUCGGGCGCUUCGUCGCGGGCCUCGGCGUCGGCGGCCUGUCGCUCCUCGUGCCCAUGUACCAGGCCGAGACGGCGCCCCCCUGGAUCCGCGGCGCCAUGGUGUGCGCGUACCAGCUCUUCAUCACCAUGGGCAUCUUCCUGGCGGCGUGCUUCAACUACGGCACCGUCACGCACCAGGGCGGCAGCUCGGCCAGCUGGCGCAUCGUCAUCGGCCUGGGAUGGAUCUGGACACUCGUCCUGGGCUUCGGCAUCCUGGCCUUCCCCGAGACGCCGCGCUUCGACUACCGCCGCGGCCGGGUCGAGCGCGCCCGCGAGACGCUGUGCCGCGUGUACGGCGCGGGCGAGAACCACUGGGCUGUCCACACGCAGAUCGAGGAGAUCGAGAGCAAGCUGCGCGCCGAGGACAAGAUCCAGCAGGGCCCCGUGGCCGAGUUCGUGGGCAUGUUCCGCGCGCCGCGCAUGGCGUACCGCAUCGCCCUGGGCGUGGCCCUGCAGAUGUUCCAGCAGCUGACGGGCGCAAACUACUUCUUCUACUACGGCACCACCAUCUUCAAGUCGGUGCAGAUCGACAGCUUCAUCACGCAAAUCAUCCUCAACACCAUCAACUUCGCCACCACCUUCCUGGGGCUGUACAUCGUCGAGCACUACGGCCGCCGCAAGUCGCUCAUCGGCGGCGCGGCCUGGAUGUUUGUGUGCCUCAUGAUCUUCGCGUCGGUGGGCCACUUUGUGCUCGACGUCGACGACCCGGCCAGCACGCCCACGCCGGGCAUCGUCCUCAUCGUCUUUGGCUCGCUCUUCGUGCUGGGCUUCGCCACCACCUGGGGCCCCAUGAUCUGGACCAUCCAGGCUGAGCUGUUCCCCUCGCGCUACCGCGCCAAGGGCAUGGCCCUCGGCACCGCCAGCAACUGGAUCUGGAACUUUUGCAUCGGCUUCUUCACCCCCUUCAUCGUCAAGGCCAUCGACUACAGCUACGGCUACGUCUUUGCCGGCUGCAACUUUGUCGCCGCCCUGCUCGUCUAUUUCUUCGUCGUCGAGGGCCAGGGACGUACUCUGGAAGAGAUUGACACCAUGUACCUCGAGGGCGUCAAGCCGUGGCGGAGCACCGGCUGGGAGCCGCCCUCGGCCGAGCACAUGGCCCGUCUGCGCCGCCAGGCCGGCGUGGAUCUCGAGGACGGCGGCAGCGAGGGCGGGCUGAGCGGCGACACGACGACCGACGGCCACCCGGGGCUGGGACGCAAGAAGGAGAGUGGCAACGGCGAGGAGCUGAUGCACCAGGAGCAUGCAUAG
This is a messenger RNA of Purpureocillium lilacinum, 1737 nucleotides long. Its product is annotated as hexose transporter hxt1. Gene Ontology annotation, cellular component: plasma membrane. Gene Ontology annotation, molecular function: carbohydrate:proton symporter activity. The record is from RefSeq and is a predicted model, not a curated record. Lineage: Eukaryota; Fungi; Ascomycota; Sordariomycetes; Hypocreales; Ophiocordycipitaceae. Gene Ontology annotation, biological process: carbohydrate transport; transmembrane transport.